AAACCGAAACCGGAUGAAUCAAAGCCAAAGAAGAAGAAGAGUUGCGGGAAAACAAAAGCAGAUGAGACAUCAGUUUGUGAUUUUGAGCUGUCAAAAAGUAAGAUAUAAGUAUGGAAAGCCAAAAGGUAUCAGAUGUCAAAAAAAGGAUUGCAGUCCUGUGGGAGACCCUGAAGUGUCCCAUAUGUUUGGACUUAAUGACGGCACCAAUGUCCACCAAGUGCAACCAUCAGUUUUGCAAAUUUUGUAUAAAAAAACUUUUGGAAAACUCCAAACAGAACCGAGCCAGCUGUCCUGUGUGUAAAUCCAGAAUAACCAAAAGAAGCCUGCAGGAGAGUCCCGGGUUUCAGAGACUUGUUGCAGGAUUGCAGGACAUGAUUCAAGCUUAUGAGCAGGACACGUGCACAAACUAUUUCACUGGAUUGUCCCAUCAAAAACAACACUUAAGCAUCAGAAAUGCCGAAUUGGCUGGAAAUUCCUGUACUAUAUUAUCUGGAGGUACGUUUGCUACUAACCAGGAUUACACGACCAACGAUGAUCCUCCAAAGUCCUCCUCAACUGUAGAAGCUCAGAAUGGAUUUGCUAAACUCAUGGGACUAGAGGACUCGGGUCCUUUGAUGAUGCAUAAUGAAGGCCCGGAUAGUGCUCCUACAACUUCUGACGAGAAAAUGGCGAGCCCUAAAGAUCACCUGGAAACAAGAGCAGCUGCCAUUGGGGUAAAGGUGAUGCGCACGACUAGGAGCAAAAAGAAAUGUCCCACUCUGGAAAAUGCACCUCCUCGCCCGGUGCUGGCUGGAGAAAAGACUGGGUGUUUAAGAAAGCCCACAAGAAAUGAGCAGAAAACAGAUUUGGAGUCGGACGAGGUACUUGAGCAGAAGAAGAAGAAAAGUUUAGAGAAAGUCGCCGAGUGGCUCUUGAAGGUUCCAGCUGAAGAUGAAUUAGAGAAACCACGCGAUAACGGAGAUGACUCGGACAGCUGCUUGUCUGCGUCCGUGCCUGAUGCCGACCUAGUUCUUCAAAAAGAAGAUCGCACCAAAGCCUUGGAAGAACAGGUCUUUGGAGCGGUCUACAAACGAAAAAGCGGCAAGGGUUUCAAACCCUCAACCACUUCAGAAACACUGACCCGGAAACGCAUUUCUAAAAAAAACACAACAACCGCUAAAGAGCAGCAAACGGUAGAAAAUCUAAACGACGCCAGCAGCGACUUUUUUAAAGAAGUGGAGCAGAAGAAGGUUGAUACGAGUAAAAACACGAACGGGUUGUCUGUACACGACUCAAAAGAACCCAGUCUCCCUCCUGGGUCAGACGUUCUACCUGGAACUGUCACAAGAAGAAGAGCUCGCAAAGCUCUGCUGGAUGUGGAUGGUGAUCUGCAAGAGCAAGCUCGGCCAAAAUCAGACUCUUCUGAGCAGAGGAGGCCUAACGGAAGGAAAGGUAAAAACGUUACGUCUGAAAAAAACGAGCCCUCCAAAGUGGCCAAGCCUCUUGUUUUGGUUGGAAUUCAGAACAGGGACAGCAGCCCUAAAGCCAGAGGGAGGUCAGAAGAUGUUCAAGUACAAAUCGAAACUUACCCCAGCAGCGAGGGCCAAGAGCCCUCCUCAAGGAGCACCAGGGGAACCAAGAGACUUCAUCGUUUUGUCGAGGAAGUUCAAGACAGUCACAAGAAAACCAUGAAAACAAACUUGCUGAAAAAAAAACGCAGGGCUUCGAACCUACCUGGAGGUAAAACGGUGGAUAAAUCACCGCCUGACAGCAGGAACGCAGCUGCAGCAGCUCAGAGGAACGGCUGCGUUUAUCAGGAGGAUAUCGGAGGGAUUGAAAAUAUGGAGAUGGGUGAGAAAAGGCCCCCGGAAGCUGUGGUGGAUUGUUCUGUCUCUGUGGUUCCAAACUCCAUUAGUGAUGCGUCUGUGCUAGGUCCAACAGAGAACUCACCAAACAACCUUCACCAGGAAGUCUCUGCUCCCGAGGCUCCUGCUGGCGUGGAAAACGUAGAUGGUGAGCUGGACACAGAGCAGCUCCUCAUGAGCUUCAAAUCCACCAAAAGAAAAUCGUUUAUCCUCGGGGAGCCAAAGGUGAAAAGGAGUCGUCAUGCAGACAAAGCAGAAGACAAAGAUGCUGGUGAAUCUUCACCAGCAAAGAUGUCUAGAGAAACACCUGAAGCAUCUCAAGAUGCUGAGAAAUCUCCUCAUUUUGAUCAUAUUUCUCCUUCCAACUCCCCCAACCAGACAGCUAGAGCAGCCAAAAGGGAGCUAACGGUGGUGGAGGCCUCCAUCCCUGAUGGUCUCAGCAGUGGCCUCAGUCCAAAUAAAGUCUCAAAGCAUGAAGGGGCAAGUUCUCCUCUUUCUGUUGUUCCGCAAGUUGGAGAUUCUGGACUACGAUUCAUGGCCGUCGAACCCGAACCAAAGGGCCCUCAGACCAACGAGGGUCCGUUUGGCUCUACGGUAGGAGACGAAAGGACUGAGGUCAGAGACACAAAGGAGCAUUUCAGCGUUGCAGAGUCUUCUGUAACCCCUGAGGGUCUGAUGGUUCCUGCUCUACAGAUUGUCCACAAAGACAACUGUAGCGGAGAGGCUAGCGCCCAUUCCUCCAUCAGAACUGACCUGAGGAAGAAGAAGAAGGCUCAGAAGCUGGAGUCUUCAUCAGAGUCCGAUGGAAGUGGUUCCAAAGAGGAAUUACCAACAUUGACUCAAAUCUUUGGAACAUCAACUCGUCUACCAGCUGGGACUGAAGACCAGGGGGACUCCAGGAAGGCUGACGGAGGGGAGGAGGGUCAAACUGAUGCAGCAGAACCACGAAGCCCUCCAGCUGAGUGUCCCAGUCCAGACUGCAUCAACUCCAGCCAGGCGUCCGUGGAUUUAUUCGGCACGCCGGAUGAACGCGAUGUCCCGGAGAAUGAGAUCGGCGUGUCCAUAGAAUCUUCACAGUUCUCCAGUGAAGUUCUGGUCACACAGCAGAAACUAGAGAUGCAGAAGGAGCUGGCCAGGCUGGGGAAGCUGAUGGCUCUGGUGACAGAGGUGCUUCAGGAAAAGGAAGGCAGUCCGGAGAGAGACGUGCCCUCGGAAAGCUGCCAGGGUGGUAAAGAUGCAGGCGAAGACAACCCCAAAGCGAUGAUGGAUGAACCAAAUCCAGACCAGGAAUCAUGCAGGAAAAAUAUUCCAGAUGCAGAAGAAGACCCAAACACGAAGCCCCCUGGCGAUAACGUGGUGACUGAGCCUGGUUUGUGGAGGCAUGGUGGUGUUACACAGACACCUGAGCAGCACUCUGCUCAAAAGUCUGCUAAGCACUCAAACCCCUCCACGAGCUCUGAUGCAACCAAAACGAUGAAAAAGUGUGAUUCACCCUCGGACGGGCAAGAUGACAAGGAGAACACCAGUCCACCGAUAGACAGAUGUAACGCUAAACUCGUGCUCGUGUCGUCCGGAUUGGGUCCCGCUGAGCAGAUGAUGGUGAAGAAGUUUGCUAAAGGAGUCGGAGCCCGCAUGGUUUCUCACGUGACGUCAGAAGUGACUCAUGUCGUAAUUAGAACAGAUGAGCAGCUGGUGUGUGAGCGCACGCUGAAAUACUUCCUCGGCAUCGCAGGCAGGAAGUGGGUGGUCGGCUUCAGGUGGAUUUCUGAGUGCUUCAAACAUAAGAAACUCUUAGAGGAGAGUCCGUUUGAAGUGAGAGGGGAUGUGGUGAACGGGCCAAACCACCAGGGUCCCUCCAGAGCUAGGAACACAGAGGACAGUAAUCUGCUAAUGAAGGGCUACAAGAUCUGCUUCCAGGGACCUUUUACAGACAUGUCUACAGAUGAAAUGGAGUGGAUGGUGGAGCUCUGUGGAGCAACUGUAGUUAAAGAUCCACUUCAACUUGACAGCAAGCAGAAGUCCCAUCAUCUCAUCGUUGUUCAGCCCAGACCGGAGUCGUCCCCUUCCACAUACAAGAUUCUGUCCAAAAACGCCACAGUGGUGACCCGAGGGUGGCUCCUGGAUACGGUUGCAACCUACACUCUGCAAAACUACAGCAGCUACGCACCGUUAAGAACCACAGUGCUUUAGUAUCCUGCCAGCCCAUUUUACAGUUCCAACUCUUUUAAGUUAACACAACUUUCCUCAGAGUAUGUCUACAUUUUGUGUACAUAAAGUUUGAACAAAAACUUCA
Molecule: messenger RNA, 4137 nt
Organism: Nothobranchius furzeri (turquoise killifish)
Lineage: Eukaryota; Metazoa; Chordata; Actinopteri; Cyprinodontiformes; Nothobranchiidae
Product: BRCA1 DNA repair associated
Biological process (GO): negative regulation of fatty acid biosynthetic process; dosage compensation by inactivation of X chromosome; chordate embryonic development
Cellular component (GO): plasma membrane; BRCA1-BARD1 complex; BRCA1-A complex
Molecular function (GO): ubiquitin-protein transferase activity; metal ion binding
Source: RefSeq, a predicted model, not a curated record